Cutaneotrichosporon cavernicola is the source of this 2004-nucleotide messenger RNA. RefSeq lists its product as uncharacterized. The transcript is spliced from 8 exons. The record is from RefSeq and is a predicted model, not a curated record. Gene Ontology annotation, biological process: DNA-templated transcription; positive regulation of transcription by RNA polymerase II; aromatic amino acid catabolic process. Gene Ontology annotation, cellular component: nucleus. Bases 1 to 2004 code for a protein of 667 amino acids. Gene Ontology annotation, molecular function: DNA binding; DNA-binding transcription factor activity, RNA polymerase II-specific; zinc ion binding. Lineage: Eukaryota; Fungi; Basidiomycota; Tremellomycetes; Trichosporonales; Trichosporonaceae.
AUGAGCUCUGGCAGUAAAGUAGUCCCAACCACCAGCUCGCAUGGCGAGAACACAGCAUAUCGCAAGCGACCAGCUAGUGUCCUGCAAUGGGGGGCACAGGAGGUUGGCUCCAUGCUCGUGCAGGAUAAGGACCCAGGCAGUAGUGACGACGAAGACGAGAGGCAAGGGGACGACGCCCUCGUCUCGUCCAACCUCCAGAACCCAUCCGAUGCGCUGCGCCUGCUCGCCAACGCCAGUAGUCUGCCUUACCACUCACUCCACUCGACGUACCCCGCCAAGGCGGACGACGCUGGUCCAGCCGGCAACACUUUCUCGAUAUGGAGCACUUGGAGUCCUAUUCAGCAAGGUCUCCUCACUGUACAGGACGCGCGUGCGCUAUUCUCAUUUUUCGAAGUCGAGAUGGCGCCCCUCUACCCACUAAUCCACCCCACGCUCUUUGAACAGCACUACCUCGACACGCUCGUCCGCGACGAACCCCUCCUUCUCGGCACAAUUCUCACCAUCGCUGCGCGUUACUCGAAUGUUCUGGUAGACAACCGUGGUGCGAUCCUCCACAAGGUGAUCUGUCAAUGGGUUCGUCUCCAGUUCAUGCGCGUGAUGGACGGCGACUCGGCCCUGCGCUCCAUCAGCACGGUGGAGGCGCUAUUACUGCUCAGCGAGUGGCCCAUGCUACCGAUGACCCAUCAACUUGAAGACAACAGCGAGCCUGAGACGGAGGAAUUCCUCCUCCUGAAGCCAAGCCUGCGCUAUGAUGCCUACUCGUGGAGCAACAUUGGCUGGGCGGUGCGGCUAGCGCAAGAACUCGGUAUCCACGACAUUGCGACGGGCAAGUCGCCACAGAGCGUGGAGCCGUGGAAGACGGAGCGCAUGCUCAAGACCUGGGUGUACUGCUACAAUGCCGACCGUCACAUAUCUGUCCGCCUUGGUCGUAACGCUGCGCUACAACAAUCCAUGACCUCGCGAUGGUGGGAGGACUUGUCAGAUCAUGUGCACCGAAAAAACCGAGAUGGAUCCAACGACGUGUGGACGUCGGACAUAUUCAUGCUUGCCUGUAUCGCGCAAUUGAUGGGCACUGUCCAGGACCACUUGUACAUCCACAAGGAUGUCACACGGACCCUGCUUCGUACGGGAGCGUGGGAGUCAUUCUUGCAGCGACUACGCGUGGAAAUACGGUACUCGAAGAACGCCUGCCAGACGAAACUCAACGACGGCACGGUUGAUUCUGCGCUGUUGAGAAUCGAGUUUGACUACUUGGUUCUGUAUGCCUAUUCGCUCACACUUCGGGCGCUGCAAGGCAAGCUCCGCCGCAGACGCCAGGUCAACGACGUGCACUACCACUCGCCGUCUCUCCUCAACAUGGUCGAGGGUCCGUGGAUCAUGGAGGCACUCCAUGCCGCGCGCUCGAUCAUCGAUAUUACACUCAACGUGCUCGAGAAGCGCAACAUUUUGCGAGUCUGCCCCUCGCGCAUCUUCCAAUACAUCCUCUUCGCCGCGACGUUCAUGUACAAGCAAAGCACCGUGUCGCAGCUGGAGAAACUUGUACGGGCUCUCAGUCGAGCGUCGAUUGAUGACCAACACUUCCUCCGCGGCUUCGCUGGCUUAUUGAGUCGGCUAGGCAAGUACUGGCACUCGGGUGCGGCCCCGAAGAUCAACUCACAAUCCGUCCUCAACCCAGCACACGCCAACGCCGGUGUGUCCUCGACGGCGUCAUCAGAAACCGCGUCUUUCACGCCAAACAUUGAAUCACUACUCACAAGCGCUGUCACAACCAUGGACACGUUCGGCAUCGCGCCGUCUCCCGCGUCCUUUGCCGUCAUAUCUCAGGACUUUACGUGGAACUUUGACCCUACAUUCCAGAUGCCAGCGGCCGAUCACGAGCAGGACAUGCUCUUCGAGUCGAUCUGGGGACAGGGUGCAGAGGACGCGAGUGGGUCGGCGUCCAACCUCUACGCCACGCUUUUGGGCGAUGUACUGGCCUUUCCUGAGGGGCUCGACGCCUCAUGA